GUCCAUUCACAGCAUUAGUAUAACAUGAAGGCUGGAUCUUGCUAGUUCUCCGGACGACUUUUCUCCUACUGCAGAAGAAAAGACUAACAGACAAACCUGGGUGCAGCCAGAAAGGUCCAGAUAGAGGAGUUUAUGGCAUCCAUUCCCUAAACUCAGGGACUACACAUACCUCAGCUGAGUCUUACUGUUGCUGCGCUGCAUUAGUUAAAAUUACUCAAACUUGGUUUUCAAAGAAAUACUUUUCACUAUUCCCAUCUGUCACACCAAGUAAUUGGGGCCAGCUGGAUGUCAGAAUGCACGUGUCUACCGUCAUAACCCUGCUCUUCUUUUGUAAUGCAGCUGAGCUCCACAAAGCCAGUCCUGAGGGAUCAGGUAGUCGAACAAAUCAUGGCAGGGCAGGUAGGAGUCAAAGAGGCUCCAGUCUACUCAAAAGGAACACAUCAGUCCUACCCUGUAAAGUGCACACAUAUCUUCAUGAGAAGUAUUUAGACUGUCAAGAAAAAAAUCUAGUUAAUGUGCUGCCUGGCUGGCCUCAGGAUUUGCAGCAAAUGCUAUUAGCAAAAAACAAGAUUCGUGUCUUGAAGAACAACACGUUCUUGGCAUAUCAGAGGCUGAAAAUCCUGGAUCUGCAACGUAAUGAGAUUUCCAAAAUUGAGAACGGGGCUUUCUUUGGCCUAAAUGACCUUACCACACUACUACUGCAACACAACCAGAUCAAGACUUUGAAGGAGGGUGUGUUCGCUUAUACCCCUACCCUGGUCAGCCUGCGUCUCUAUGACAAUCCCUGGGACUGUACUUGUAAGAUGAAGACAUUUAUUUCCAUGCUACAAAUUCCGAGGAACAACAAUAUGGGGAACUAUGCCAAGUGUGAAAGCCCACAGAAACUAAAAAAUCAAAGACUGCGGCAGAUAAAACCUGAAGAGCUGUGCAGAGAAAAAGUAAAGGGACAGCUGGAUCCCAAACUCCAAUUAACAGGGAACCUUACAGUCACCCAGCCUGAAGUGAACUAUACUCUUUGCAACCAUUCUGUGUUUCCCACAGAAAUGCUGGACUGCAAAAGAAAAGAGUUGAAGAAAGUUCCAAACAACAUCCCUCCAAACAUUGUUACACUUGACUUGUCGUACAAUAAAAUCAGCCAGCUUGGACCCAAGGACUUUAAAGAUGUUUAUAAGCUAAAGAAUUUAAACCUCAGAAGCAAUGCCAUUGAAUAUAUAGAUCCUGCUGCUUUUCUAGGACUUACACAUUUAGAAGAGUUAGAUUUAUCAAACAACAGUCUGCAUAACAUUGAGUAUGGGGUGUUAGAAGACUUAUAUAUUUUGAAACUGUUUGGGCUCAGAGAUAACCCCUGGAGAUGUGACUAUGACAUCCACUACCUCUUCUACUGGUUAAAACACCACUACAAUGUCUACCAUAAUGGCCUGGAAUGCAAAUUCCCUGAAGAAUACAAAGGGUGCUCUGUAGGAAAGUAUAUUCGGAAUUACUUUGAAGAAUGCCCCAGAGACAAACUACCAGAGCCUCCUGGCUCCUCAGAAGAAUAUGAAGAAACAAAAGAUGAUGUUAACCAGGAAACAAAAGAUGAUGAAAGAGAAAAAACACACAGUGACCACACAACAAAGAAGCUAGGUGUAAGAGUUAUCUUCAUAGGAUAACUCACAAGAAAUUCUCCUGGUUCCUACUUGUUUUGUAUUUGUUAGACUGAUGUCAGAAAACUGUAUGUUUACAUUUUGAUUAACUGUAUUGCCUAUUUAUGCAGGGUUAUCAACCAAAGGAAGGUUUCUUUAAUUAUUUUUUUUAUUAUUGUGAUGACUAUAGUAAUUGAAUGGAUACUUUCAUCUUUUUUGGCUGUUUGUAGAACAGCCUUUGGUGACAAUUCCACACUGGUAAUCUACGGGUCCUAAAUGUGUCCUAGUCAUGGCAUGUCUUGUAUAAAAAUUUUUACUGCUUUUUGAAAAUAAUAAUAAAAACUUGGUUAAAUUUU
Erinaceus europaeus (western European hedgehog) is the source of this 1978-nucleotide messenger RNA. It is a transcript of the gene LRRC17, whose product is annotated as leucine rich repeat containing 17. Gene Ontology annotation, cellular component: plasma membrane. Gene Ontology annotation, molecular function: protein binding. The record is from RefSeq and is a predicted model, not a curated record. NCBI's taxonomy places the organism in Eukaryota, Metazoa, Chordata, Mammalia, Eulipotyphla, Erinaceidae. The transcript is spliced from 4 exons. The coding region runs from base 294 to 1649 and encodes 451 amino acids.